AUGACGAAAUGGAUGAUUUUUCAUUUUGUGUUCAGCUUAACAUUGAUAUUUGUCAAUGGCAAAUGUAAUUCUAAGCAAAUCACUUCAAUAUCGAGUGGAACAUCGUUUGGAAUGUGUGUGGGUUAUUGUCGCCGAUCAAUAUCAAUCAAAUCUCAACCAAAAUAUCAACUAAUCGCUUUGAAAGAACCGAAUUAUUCUCAAAAUGAAUAUCCAACUGAAGAAAAACGAUUUUCUUAUACGGAAAAACAAUGGAAAAAACUGAUUAAUCUUUUAGACGUGAAAAACUUUGAGAAAUUAAAUGAAACCAUUGGAUGUCCAGAUUGUGCUGAUGGUGGUGCAGAAUGGAUCGAAAUUCAAUGUAAAACUGAAAAGAAACGCGUGACUUUUGAAUAUGGACAAUUAAUCAAAGGUUUUGAAGGCAUUAUCAACGAAUUGAGAAAUUUACGGGAGACAUUUCAAAUUUAA
This is a messenger RNA of Adineta ricciae, 465 nucleotides long. The record is from the annotation of a GenBank genome assembly. NCBI's taxonomy places the organism in Eukaryota, Metazoa, Rotifera, Eurotatoria, Adinetida, Adinetidae.